UAAAUCAUGUGACUAGGCUAAGCCACUUUAGUAAGUCAUGGUAUGAUUACUCACUACAUUAGAUACGAAGAAAUAGCCCACAACAAAUCCACAUUUCUCAUAAUAACCAUGAGUAGUGCUUUUAAAAAUUGCCGAACGGUAAUGGUGACAGGAGCCAGCCGAGGCCUCGGUCUGCGAGUUGUGGAAAGUCUGGUGGCAGGGAACUCUGAUCCGGACAAGAUCAUUAUUGCCACGGCCAGAAACCCGAGCGGGGCCCAGGAACUCCAGAAACUAGCUGAAAUAUAUCCAAAUAUCCAUAUAAUAACACUUGAUGUUGUCAGUCAGGAGAGCAUAGAGAAAGCUGCACAAGACGUUGACCUGCUUGUUCAGGAGCUGGGCCUCAAUUGUCUAAUCAACAAUGCUGGAAUCAAUGUUGUCGCCAAUUUUGAGACAGUCACGGCUGAGAAGAUGUUGGAGAACUUCCACACCAACUCUGUGGCCCCCCUUAUGAUCACUAAGGCUCUCCUACCCCUGCUGAAGAGGGCAGCUGCCAAAGGCACGGGCAUGGGCAUCCAUAGAGCUGCGGUCAUCAACAUGACUUCCUUGUUAGGGUCAGUCGAGCUCAACUGGGGUGACCGGGCCAAGAACUUCAAGUGGUAUCCAUACAGAACAUCCAAGAGUGCUCUGAACAUGGUGACCCGAUGCAUGGCAGUGGAUCUGGAGGCUGAUGGCAUCCUGUGCAUGGGCCUCCACCCUGGCUGGGUACGCACUGACAUGGGCGGACCAGAGGCACCUUUGAGUCCAGAGGAGAGCAUAUCUUCUGUGUUGUCAGUAAUUGGUGGAUUGACUGAAAAGGAUCAUGGGUCAUUUCUACACUACACCGGGGAGCCACUACCCUGGUGAUUGGAAUAUCACCAUGAAUGAUUUUAUAAGUUGUUGGUUUGCACAUGUUUAUGCUUUGACUAUGCAAAGUUGAAUGUACUACCUAGAUAGCAGUUUUGCAUGAAAAAAAAUGCAUCAUGUAAUGACACUGUAUGCCUAGCCUAUGUUAUUAAAACGAGGCAAGUUAAUUGUUCUGUAGGCCUAUGUGUAACAGGUUGAAGUGUCAAGGAAGCAAAUAGUGGACAGUCUUUUGUUUGUCUUUGAAGGAAUAUGUUCUUUCAGCUUAGGAUAAGAGUAUUUGAAGAGUAUUAUGAAGAUGAUUUAUUUGUGUCUUUAGAAAUAUAGUAACAUACAGUAUCCUGGAAAAUAACAUUUAUCCUCUGUUAUUUCCCCAAUGAUGCAUAGUAGGAGUUUGUCUGAUGUUAGCUGAAAUAAAAGUUAUGCACACAAGUGUUGAGAAAUGA
Oncorhynchus gorbuscha (pink salmon) is the source of this 1325-nucleotide messenger RNA. RefSeq lists its product as uncharacterized. The coding region runs from base 43 to 882 and encodes 279 amino acids. The transcript has 6 exons. The record is from RefSeq and is a predicted model, not a curated record. Lineage: Eukaryota; Metazoa; Chordata; Actinopteri; Salmoniformes; Salmonidae.